AAGAGAGCACUGGCCCUCCGCGCAGCGCAUCACUGCUUCGCUGGCAGGGCUUGGUGGCCCCGUGUGAACCAAAGGACAACUCUUAACCGCACCAGUGAGAGUGAGUGCGUUUGCUGGGACCUCCGCUCGCCUCAGCUCUCCAGAGUUCGGUGGAGGGGGUGGGGGCGACUCUUGAUUACCAGUCACAAAGCCUGCGGACCUGGAAAAGAGGGACUUGAGUGGUGCAAAGGUUGAGAGCUAAAGCGCAGGAGAGGGCAGAGGAGCAACUGAAGCCGGGGGAAACAAGAAAAAAGAAAGGAAGAAAAAGAAAAAGAAGCAGCAGCUGGGGAGAACCCCGUGCGCGGUUAAGGGAGGAUUCCAUCAUCGCGGAAAAUCGGGCGAAAGCACAAAGGUGCGGACCAGCAAGCGAAGCCGGCAGGGCGAUCUGCAGGGCUGGGUCUAACAGCACCUUGGGUCACGCCUCCUUGGCGAGAAGGCGUCUGGCCUUUGAUUGCUUCCAGGGACUGCAGAACUUCCUGCCCGUCAGAGGAGCGGGUCUCGCUGGGGUCGCGUUUGCUCCGGGCUUGAGGAUUGAGACUGAGUUCUUAAGAGUCCCGAGUGUCUGAUCCAGGAAGGGUUAGGGGAACUGUGUCUGUGAGGAGACCACGCGCCCCACGUGAGGGGUUGUGUGUCCGCGGGCGUCCUUACUCUCCUGGCAUUCCCAUCUUUUCAGGGCUCCACCCAACUCCGGGAACCCCUCACCCGGAGAUGGCCGCACUGAUGCGGGUCAAGGAUUCAUCCCGCUGCCUUCUCCUACUGGCCGCGGUGCUGAUGGUGGAGAGCUCACAGCUAGGCAGCUCGCGGGCCAAACUCAACUCCAUCAAGUCCUCUCUAGGAGGGGAGACUCCUGCUCAGUCAGCCAACCGAUCUGCGGGCAUGAACCAAGGACUGGCUUUCGGCGGCAGUAAGAAGGGCAAAAGCCUGGGGCAGGCCUACCCUUGCAGCAGUGAUAAGGAAUGUGAAGUUGGAAGGUACUGCCACAGUCCCCACCAAGGAUCAUCAGCCUGCAUGGUCUGUCGGAGGAAAAAGAAACGAUGCCACAGAGACGGGAUGUGUUGCCCUGGUACCCGCUGCAAUAAUGGCAUCUGCAUCCCAGUCACCGAGAGCAUCCUCACCCCACAUAUCCCAGCUCUGGAUGGCACACGGCAUAGAGAUCGCAACCAUGGUCACUAUUCCAACCAUGACCUGGGAUGGCAGAACCUAGGAAGGCCACACUCCAAGAUGCCUCAUAUAAAAGGACACGAAGGAGACCCAUGCCUGCGGUCAUCAGACUGCAUUGAUGGGUUCUGUUGUGCUCGCCACUUCUGGACCAAAAUCUGCAAACCAGUGCUCCAUCAGGGGGAAGUCUGUACCAAACAACGCAAGAAGGGUUCGCAUGGGCUGGAGAUUUUCCAGAGGUGUGACUGUGCAAAGGGUCUGUCCUGCAAAGUGUGGAAAGACGCCACCUACUCUUCCAAAGCCAGACUCCAUGUAUGCCAGAAGAUCUGAUAAACACUGGAAGAGUCAUCACUAGCAGACUGUGAAUUUGUGUAUUUAAUGCAUUAUGGCAUGAUGGAAAACCUGGAUUGGAAUGUGGAAGAAUGAGGAAUGUGGUAAGAAUGUGGAGCAGAAGAGGGCAGGACUGAAUUAAGUAGAGUCAGUGACAACCAAAGUACUACCAGUGCUUCCAUUAUGCGCCUCAUCUAUGUAAAUAAUGUACACAUUUGUGAAAAUGCUAUUAUUAAAAGAAAGCACACCAUGGAAAUUACUGACGAAUACCAUGUGAUUUUCCAAGAGUUUGGCUUGAGCUGUAGGGGGCGUUUCCUUCAGAUUGGCAAUGGAUAUAAAAAUAACUUAAAGCCACAUUUCUAUUCAAAGCUACAGUUUAAUAAAUUACUCUCACUCUCCCUUGACAUGAAGAGAAUCUCUAAAACAUGGGGAAAGCUGAAGAGCAGGGAAUGAGACUGUUCAGCAUCAUUAAUCACAUCACAAAAAAAUCACCUUUGAUUUUUCUCAAAUAAAGGCCUUGGUAGACAAGAGGAAAAGGCAGUCAGUACUUUCCAAAUCACAUCAAGAUACUGGUAUGUCAUUUAGGCAUUAGAAUAGGGUAAACAACCAGUAGUCUUGGCUAAGUGGUUAAGGCAAUGGGCUAGAAAAGGGUAAACUUGUCUCUUCAGGCCACUCAUUUCUGUUUCAAAAACCUAAUUUCACCUGAAUUAAUAAAGUUAGAUGUAAGACAAAAGCAGAAUCUGCAUUGUGAAGGAAUGGCAUUGCCAGUGUGAUACCUGCUCGAGCUGGAGCCAUUAAUAGUGCACAAUACAAGGAGAGGGCAGAAUUGUCACAGAUUGCAAAAACACUGAAGAUGUCUGACACAUGAGGAGAACUGAAUGAUGGAGUGAGCACAUACCCUACCUGUGAUAUCCUGAUAAAUACCUUUAUCCUUGCAUAGCUGGAGACCAGUAGGGUGAUGCAGGCACUAGAGACAUGAGUGAUAUCUGCACUAGAGGAGCACAGCAGGGAAGUAGGUGGAACCUUGUUAUUUGUCCAGGCUUUAAGGUCACAUGUCUGAAGCACAGGCUGGAUUGUCAUGAUUGCCAUCAGAGGCUCCAGAAGCAAAGUUGAAGCUCUCCAUGAGAUUUGCUCUCAUGCAGGUAAGCUCAGGGCAAUGCAGCCUGCCCUCCCUAGCCUCAAAAUAUUUCAUGCUUUUGAGGCUGUGAGAUAACCUCAGUAUGAGGGGAUUUUACAAAGUGGGUUCCCUUAAGUCAGGUGAUAUGAGAGGAACCAAUCUCUCUAGGCUUUAGAGUGAUGAUGUCAUUAGAAGUUUUAUAUACUAACCUCUCGAUGGAGUAUGCCAUUACCAAAGACAUAGCUCCUAUUUUCUGAAACUAUUGAAAGUUAAAAAGUAAUAACAUAUCCCUAAUCCGUAGAAAUUCCCUGAAAUCAUUUCACUAUUUUCCGAAUAAACACAUUUCUGAAUACGACAUCUAGAGCAUAAAGG
This is a messenger RNA of Mus pahari (shrew mouse), 3016 nucleotides long. RefSeq names its product dickkopf WNT signaling pathway inhibitor 2 (gene Dkk2). Gene Ontology annotation, molecular function: receptor antagonist activity; co-receptor binding. The transcript has 4 exons. The coding region runs from base 748 to 1527 and encodes 259 amino acids. The record is from RefSeq and is a predicted model, not a curated record. NCBI's taxonomy places the organism in Eukaryota, Metazoa, Chordata, Mammalia, Rodentia, Muridae. Gene Ontology annotation, biological process: multicellular organism development; negative regulation of canonical Wnt signaling pathway. Gene Ontology annotation, cellular component: extracellular region.